AAAAAGGAAAAUCAAAAGAUAAUUUCUAUAUUGCGUCCAAAAUCCCAAUUUAUAUAAGUCGAUUUGAAGAAUCACGAGAGAGAGAGAGAGAGAGAGAGAGAGAUUGCAAAACCAGAAUUGCAGUAAUCAUAGGAUCGAUUUCGAGAAGUUGUUGUUUGCAAAAAAUCAGAAAGUAAAUCAUCUGGCUAAUGGCGAGGGAACAAUACAGACAAUGACGAACAAGAGAUCCCUAACAACUUGAAGAGGAAAUUGAAGCAGGGACCAGAUGCUGAUGAUAUUCCUGAGAGACUAAUGUGUAAAGACCAUCCAUUUCCGUCUUCAAUUGGACCAUAUGAAAAAGAAAGCAGUUGGAUAUAUGCUCAACUUACACCUCUACUUAAAGAAUCUGACCAUGAACGGAUCGACAGGGGUGACAUCGCAAACUUUUUGGUGUUACAUCAUGUGGAGAAACUAGAGAUACCCUUUAUAGCUAUGCACCGAAAGGAACAGUGCCGGAGCUUGUUUGAAAUCGACAUUGAUCCUGAGGCAGUAGUGUGGCAUAAGGUCUUGUGGAUGAUUCAGGACUUGGAUAGACAGUGGCUCCUUCUUCGGGAAAGGAAAGUUUUUUUUGCUUGCUUGCUACUAUUCUAAACGUUUCCAGCAACAACAAGAGGAGUCUCCCGCCAAUCAUCAGUUUCUCUUAGAGUCACAUCUUAAAGACGCAGAAACAGAGAUAGAAGUUGAUGAUGUGUCUGCAAUGUUUGAACAUUCCCAAGCUGUUCUCAACUCUGUGUCUGCAGCAACUGAGUUAAGUUUUGAGCCAUCCGUCUGAAAGUAUGUUCGUCGAAUCUUAUAUGCAGAAUGCACUAGUGUCAGUAAGCCCAACACCGCUUGGUCAUAUGGCUAUUGAUUCUUUCCAUCAGCUUUCUGUGGUCAGCCGUUGAGCAUGUUUCAGGGUACACAAUGGCUCCUCAUUCACAAGGCAGAAGAGGAUAACCUUCUUCAGGUAUCUAUUCAAGCUGCCAGAAAACUGCAUGAAUACGCUACUUAGCGAAUGCAGUAAGCACUUUCUAAGCGCUGGUGAGUGUGCUCAACUGAUACUGGAGGAAGCACUUGGUGAUUUUUAUUUUACCCUCAAUGGAGAAAGAAGCAAGACUUUUGCUAACUAGGAGGGCAAAGGUUCGGUUGCUCUCAGCUUUUGUGGAGCAAAGUGUCUGCAGGGCCUUACCCAAAGCACAAACCUAGGAGGGUUCUGGCAUGUUGCUGGGGACCUGGAGAUCCAUCAACCACAUUUGUGAUGCUGGACUCAUUUGGAGAGUUGCUUGAUGUGCUUCAUGCAGGAUCCAUUUCGCUGCCACCAAAAAAUGCUGACACCCAGCAAUGUAUUAAGAAGGAUCAGGGUCGUCUCCUAAAGUUUAUGAAAGCACACAAACCCACUUGCAAUGGUCGCAACUCUCUGCGGCCCAGGUAAGGAGAUUUUGGCUUGGAACCUUCAUUCUUUGCAGAACUUUCUUGACCGAGACGACAAGUGUAGGAUGGUUGAACAGGUAAUGGUUUACAUAACCAACCAGGAUUGGCGGACACAGUAUAGAGAGCCAAGUGUAUAUGAAGAGUUAUCUAUGAUUUCGGGUGAAACAAUCACUGAGGGGAGAAUUGUGCAGGCCACUGUUCAUAGAUAUGCUGGUGCAGUUUCACCUCCGGGAGGAGACUUUUCAGAUCCUGUGAGUUCUGCAACCCUUAGUAUUGCGCAGGACCUCAAGUCGCAGCUGCAAGAGUUAAUUCAUUCCGAAACAGCAGUGAAUCUCUUUUUAUUUUCUAGUUCCCUCUUUCCUCGUAGAGAUUUUCCCAGUUUCAGGACCAUCUGAAGAAAGUCAGAACAUGGGAAGGUCCAACUGGUAAACAUCACUUGAUAUGGUAGAAACACUGAUGAUUUU
Messenger RNA from Camelina sativa (false flax), 1913 nucleotides. NCBI's taxonomy places the organism in Eukaryota, Viridiplantae, Streptophyta, Magnoliopsida, Brassicales, Brassicaceae. The record is from RefSeq and is a predicted model, not a curated record.